This is a messenger RNA of Rhinopithecus roxellana (golden snub-nosed monkey), 5533 nucleotides long. It is a transcript of the gene AREL1, whose product is annotated as apoptosis resistant E3 ubiquitin protein ligase 1. The record is from RefSeq and is a predicted model, not a curated record. Gene Ontology annotation, biological process: proteasome-mediated ubiquitin-dependent protein catabolic process; negative regulation of apoptotic process; positive regulation of protein catabolic process. Bases 517 to 2919 code for a protein of 800 amino acids. NCBI's taxonomy places the organism in Eukaryota, Metazoa, Chordata, Mammalia, Primates, Cercopithecidae. Gene Ontology annotation, molecular function: ubiquitin-protein transferase activity. The transcript has 20 exons.
AUAGCCCGGAAGCGGAAGCUCCUUGGGGAAACGGCAAACCACCGAGCGGGUUCCCAGGCCGGGUAGUAACCAACUCUGAGGUCUCUUGGUGGGAGGGUGGAGAGCCCGUCUUCUGCUGAGUGCUGCCGCCCCCUCCCAGGAGAGCAGAGCUGGAACUUCGUCGCGCUGCAACCCCUGGCUCGGGAUCCUGGGGCAUCUUUUGGCAGCCGAUUGCACCCUGCACUAGAGAGAAGUCCAGGAAUGAUAUAUUCUUGGGCUGUAUUUCUGUAUCCUGGAAUUCAUCCAGUUCAUCCCAGAAAUACUGACCUGGUUACUGUGACAAAGUCUGAUGGAUAGACCCUUUCUGUUGACCUUGCGGCAUUUUUCUUUCAUGUGGAAGUUGGAAGACAAGGUGAAAGGGGCCAAAAGUGACCUGCUUUGGUGAAUAGGAGUGCUCUACUUGGUUCUCAGAACAUGGGCCCUCGUUUAAAGCUGCAGCUGUGAUCCUCGGCUGUCUGUCGGCAUUGAAGGGACCUGAUGUUUUACGUUAUUGGUGGAAUCACAGUGUCUGUGGUUGCAUUCUUCUUCACAAUUAAGUUCCUCUUUGAGCUUGCCGCACGUGUAGUCAGCUUCCUCCAGAAUGAGGACCGUGAGCGCCGAGGAGACCGGACUAUUUAUGACUACGUGCGAGGAAAUUACCUGGAUCCCCGGUCUUGCAAAGUCUCCUGGGAUUGGAAGGACCCCUAUGAGGUGGGCCACAGCAUGGCCUUCCGAGUGCAUUUAUUCUAUAAGAACGGGCAGCCUUUCCCUGCACAUCGGCCUGUGGGACUAAGAGUUCACAUCUCUCAUGUUGAGCUAGCAGUGGAAAUUCCAGUGACCCAGGAAGUCCUUCAGGAGCCCAGUUCCAAUGUGGUAAAAGUGGCCUUCACUGUGCGCAAGGCUGGGCGUUAUGAAAUCACAGUGAAGCUUGGUGGAUUAAAUGUGGCAUAUAGUCCCUACUACAAAAUUUUUCAGCCUGGAAUGGUGGUUCCUUCUAAGACCAAAAUUGUGUGCCACUUUUCUACUCUUGUAUUGACCUGUGGGCAGCCGCACACUCUUCAAAUAGUACCCCGAGAUGAGUAUGAUAAUCCCACCAACAAUUCCAUGUCCUUGAGAGACGAGCACAAUUACACCUUGUCCAUUCAUGAGCUCGGCCCUCAAGAAGAAGAGAGUACUGGUGUCUCAUUUGAGAAGUCGGUGACAUCCAACAGGCAGACUUUCCAGGUGUUCUUGCGACUCACCCUGCAUUCUCGAGGCUGCUUCCAUGCCUGCAUUUCAUACCAAAAUCAGCCAAUCAAUAAUGGCGAAUUUGACAUUAUUGUCCUAAGUGAGGAUGAGAAGAAUAUCGUCGAACGCAAUGUGUCUACUUCAGGUGUGAGCAUUUACUUUGAGGCUUAUCUUUAUAAUGCUACCAACUGUAGCAGCACUCCAUGGCACCUGCCACCCAUGCACAUGACCUCUUCCCAGCGCCGGCCGUCCACUGCUGUUGACGAGGAAGAUGAAGACUCGCCCUCUGAGUGCCACACCCCUGAGAAGGUGAAGAAACCGAAGAAGGUGUACUGCUAUGUGUCACCAAAGCAAUUCUCAGUGAAGGAGUUCUACCUGAAGAUCAUCCCCUGGCGCCUUUACACCUUCCGAGUGUGUCCAGGAACAAAAUUUUCAUACCUUGGUCCUGACCCUGUCCAUAAGCUCCUCACACUGGUGGUAGAUGAUGGCAUUCAACCUCCUGUGGAGCUCAGCUGUAAGGAGAGGAACAUUCUAGCUGCCACUUUUAUCCGCUCCCUGCAUAAAAACAUAGGAGGCUCUGAGACCUUUCAGGACAAGGUGAACUUUUUCCAGCGAGAGCUUCGGCAGGUCCACAUGAAAAGACCACAUUCCAAAGUCACCCUGAAGGUCAGCAGGCAUGCCUUAUUGGAAUCGUCUCUGAAAGCCACUCGGAAUUUCUCCAUCUCCGAUUGGAGCAAGAACUUUGAGGUUGUUUUCCAGGAUGAAGAAGCUCUGGACUGGGGAGGGCCUCGCCGGGAAUGGUUUGAGCUCAUCUGCAAAGCGCUGUUUGAUACCACCAAUCAGCUCUUCACCCGGUUCAGUGACAAUAACCAAGCACUAGUGCAUCCCAACCCUAAUCGCCCCGCUCAUCUGCGCCUGAAAAUGUAUGAGUUUGCCGGACGGCUAGUGGGCAAGUGUCUCUACGAGUCCUCUCUAGGAGGAGCCUACAAGCAGUUGGUUCGAGCUCGCUUCACCCGCUCUUUCCUGGCCCAAAUCAUAGGACUGCGUAUGCAUUACAAGUACUUUGAAACAGAUGACCCAGAAUUCUACAAAUCUAAAGUUUGUUUUAUCCUCAACAAUGACAUGAGUGAGAUGGAGCUGGUCUUUGCAGAAGAGAAAUAUAAUAAAUCAGGUCAAUUGGAUAAGGUUGUAGAACUCAUGACAGGUGGAGCUCAAACUCCAGUCACCAAUGCGAAUAAAAUCUUCUAUUUAAAUUUGCUGGCCCAAUAUCGGCUGGCCAGUCAAGUGAAAGAAGAGGUGGAACAUUUCCUAAAAGGCCUGAAUGAAUUGGUCCCUGAGAACCUUUUGGCUAUUUUUGAUGAGAAUGAGCUUGAGCUUCUGAUGUGUGGGACUGGAGACAUUAGUGUGUCUGACUUCAAAGCUCAUGCAGUAGUUGUUGGUGGCUCAUGGCACUUCAGAGAAAAGGGAUCUAAUCCUAGGCUGUUUACCAUGUGUGAUCCCAGCCUUGUGCUCUCCCUGCCAGGUCAUGAGGUGGUUUUGGACUGUGGUUUCCAGUCUGACCCAGGAGGAGCUGGCUCGGCUACUUCAGUUCACAACAGGCUCCUCUCAGCUACCACCUGGAGGCUUUGCUGCCCUCUGUCCCUCAUUUCAGAUUAUUGCCGCUCCGACCCAUAGCACGCUGCCUACUGCACACACAUGUUUUAACCAGCUGUGCCUCCCUACAUAUGACUCCUAUGAAGAGGUGCACAGGAUGCUGCAGCUGGCCAUCAGCGAGGGUUGCGAGGGCUUUGGCAUGCUCUGACCGCUCUCCUGUCAUCCACUUGGCCCCAUGCUCUCUGGAGCUUCUGGGCGCAAGUUACAGACAUCAUAACCACUGAUCCUAACACACAUAACCAUCAGCCAGAAGAUGCCGCAUGCUCCCCUGUGUCUGGAGGAUUGUGUCACCUAUAAGCCUUGUCUUUACCUCACCUGCUCCCUGCCCAUACCUACCACAGGCCACUUUGGCAUGGUAUGUAAGCUGAGCUCUUCAUUCUGUCAUGAGAAGAGGACCAUGCUGCUGUCAUUUAUUUGGUCCUUUGAAGAUCUCAGUAGCUGAGGGAGAUGGCACACGGGGCUCUGCCCUGUUGGGAAACUAGUGUGGAGACCCUUAAAUCCACACUGCUCCAAAACUCCCUCUGCUGAUACUCCUUGGAGACACCCUCUUUGGCCCUCACUACUUGACCAGACUGGUACUUGGGUCCUUCUCAUGGGUGGGGUGAUUGCCUCUUCUCAUCAGGAGCCAGGAGAGAGGGACAGAUAGGAGGUGGCCCAUAGGAGCAGUCCCUCUGCACAACGGUAGGCAUAGGCCAUGGCACUGGACUGCCUCUAAUGAGGACUGAUAAAAAGAAUCUUUUUUUGUGGUGUCAGAACUGGAAAAAGCACUUUCCCUUCGGGCAUUUCUGGAAACGAUUAUUAAUCCACAAAGAACUCUCUAAGCUUUUUCUUGAAUUGUAGCCAGUGAGAAAAGCAGAUAGACUGAAGAAUAUGAAGGAUAGCUGAGCUAUAGCCUCCAGAGUGGGGCAUGCCUAGGCGUGUGGCUGGCUUGGAGACUACUGAUGCUUUUCCCUGAGUUGGUUAUUGGCACUGAAGUAUGGCCAGCUUGGGCCACUGACUUCCCAUUAUGUAGUCUGCUAAAAGCUGGGGAUUCUUUAGCGUUCUACUGAAGAAAAUUUUGUAGCAAAAGAUUAGAACAGUAAGAAUAGUAUGCCAGCAAUCCCUGAUUCUCUGUCUGCUUGGUGUUCUCUGGCAGCACUAAGACAAAGGACCAGGGACUAGGAGUUUAUGUGCUUAUCACAGGUCCUUGGGGUCAGGACACUAGGGACGAACAUGUGAUAUGUUACACAGUAAACACCUGCCAACCCCUAUACUCCCCUUUGCUCCAUUAGUUACCAGGAAGGAAAACUAAGGAGGGAGGAAGCUUAUUAGCUUCACUGUUGAAUGAUGAUUGAAGAGUACCUGCUGCUGUCUCUUGGAAGAUGACAACAUCCUUUUUCAUUACUGUUUGAUUGAGAACAAUUUCAAGAUUCAAAAUCUCAUUGACUUCCCAAAUUUGUGUUUUUAAGAAGGCUUUGCUGCAAGCUACCAUUCCCAAUGGGGCAGUCAACUCUGAGAAUAUUACAAGCCAUCCUUAUUGCCAAAACCAGCAAGUACACAGAGUCCUGAGACAAGGCAGGACUUUGGCAAUGCCUUGGCCUCCUGGAAGCAUGUCUGAGCCCUCCUAUUCCCAGGGAUCAUGAGGAACAAGCCCUCCUGAGCUGCUACAGUUCCUGCCUGACCUCACUGUUUCGCAGUCAUCAUUUGUCCUUUCUUGGCACAUGGGUGCUGACCUCACUCAUCCUUGGGGUCCGGGAUCCAGCAUCAGGGUCUCUGUACCCCAGGAUCCUCCAUGCCACAUGGUCACUGCUCUCCUCAGGGACCAGGACAAGGUGCUGCUGCUUGCCCAAAUGUUUUCCCAUGGGAUAUGUACAGGAAGGUUUAUCAUCACCCUGGGAAACAUGAUGCUGCCCCUUGGGCCCAGAAAGGGGUUUCCAGCUGGGGGCACGUGGACUGGUUCUGCUGUUUUUGGCAGUCGCUUUUCUGAAUUCUCCCCUCCGGCAGCCUUCCAGAGACUGAUCCUGGAGACUGAGUUGAUUGUCUUGGCUAGAUCUGUCAUUUUAAGCUCUAGUCAUAGCACUUUUUCAGAGCAUCUUAGGCACCAUUGCAACCCAACCAGGGCAGCUGCAUCCCUGUGGUGGUCCUUAGGCACCAGUCUUUGUUAAACAAAACGCUUUGGUACUGUUGUGGUUUUCUAUUCUUCCAGUUUACUCUCUCUGGCCGAACUCUGUUCAAAAGUAUCUUUGCUCUCAUGGGCCUUUUCUUUUACCGUUUUUUUGUUUUGUUUUGUUUUGUUUUGUUUUUUUCUAAUCCUGCUUUCAUACUAGCCAGUGUGGGGAAAAGGUACAAUAUGUCAAAGAGAUGAGAGUGUGUUAUUUCUUGGGCAAUUUUCUAUUAGUGUUUCUUAUUUUGGACAGUUAUUUUAUUUAUGUCCUUGUGACCCAGGUACUUGGGGGGCCAGCUACCCUUCUGGCCUUUUAGCGUCUUUGAAGGAGACCAGACAUGAGUGAAUACCUAGGAGAGUGUCAGCAUGUUUCUGGAAAACUGGCAGAGACCAAGCCCCGCUGCAGAUUGCUCAGGCCAGGUGAAAGGGCCAGGCAGUUGCAGCUGAUGAUGUAAAUAUUUUGUACAGUAAAUAAAUAAAUGUUUAAAAGAA